AUGGAAACAAAGAAACAAAGCUCCGUUCGAAAUUUCCUUCAGGUAACACCCAAAGAAAGUACAGGAUGGAUAGAAUCGCUAAUUGUCACAACGGUGCAGACUUCCGUGGGUCAGACAUUGUUCAAACUCGUAGACUCGUUUUUAUGGGUUGUCGAAAAGUCCGCACAAUGGAGCUUACCAGCUCAGGAGGUCGCGGCCGAGGAGAAUGGCAAGAUAUUUGGGAAGAUAGAACUCGUGAGACCUCUGCCGUGGUUGCUUUUUCUACCGGGAUUAGUGAUCCUUCGAAUCAUUAGAGUCGGGCUCAACGUGGGUGCUUAUAUUCUGGGCUACCCACGGAUGCAAGCGAGCGGAAUGGACAAGACGAUGAUCGAGGCCAAGAAGGCCCUGAUCAAAUCCAUCAGAUUGACUCUGUCGACUUUGUCUUGUCUGGAAACGUCCAAGUCGUCGCAUUCGCCGCCACCGACGAAAAUUCGCAUAAGUCGCACGGAUCUCGAACCAGCACCAACAUCAGAAUCUGUCGGCAGUCCGAUACACCAGGACGCAAAGCGUAAAUAUUCUCAAAUGAGUUUGGAUGAUGAGAGCACCGAGGAAUCAGAGAACGAGACCACACGUGCGAAACUUGAGAGGCUGGCAGACUGCGAGAGCGCGGAUGAUAUCAGUUUCAAUCCUAUCGAUUGUAGCACAAGCAGCACAGGGAGCAGCGAAUGCGAGACGAAUAAAGAGGUGUCUAUAACAGAGUUGAACGAACUUCGACAGGAGGCUGGAGAAUUGUUCGAGAACAGCAAGAACAAGAUCGAAGACGGGAACAAGGAUCUGCCAGUGAACGAGAACGUGGAGCCGAAUUCGAAGAACGUCGAGAUGACGGAGGACAGUGUGGAACAGGACGUGGACAGUUCGGGUGAGUCCGUGUAUUGGUCAGCAAUGGAAUUCGAUGAAGACUGUGACACGAUGUUUAACGGGGCCAUACUCGGUUGCCCGAGUGGUUCACCAGGGCAAUCGUUGUCUAUCGAGCCAAUCGUUUCAGUACGACAGUGAAGCCAGAUCCAUUGAAAGUGACACCAGAAGGUACACCUGAAGUUACAUUAGAAGCAGCGCCAGAAAUUAUACCAGAAGUUAAAUCAGAAGUGACACCAAAAGUUAAAUCAGAAGUGACACUAGAAGUUACACCAGAAGUUACAUCAGAAGUGAUACCAGAAGUUACACUAGAAAUUAUACCAGAAGUGACACCAGAAGCUACAUCAGAAGUUAAAUCAGAAAUAACACCAGAAGUUACAUCAGAGGUUAAAUCAGAAGUAACACCAGAAGUAACAUCAGAAGCGAUACCAGAAGUUACACCAGAAAUUACACCAGAAGUUACAUCAGAAGUUAAAUCAGAAGUAACAGCAGAAGUAACCAAUGGAGUAAUCAUCGAAAAACAGACUCCACAAUCAAUUCCUAUCCCAUCAUCAGAUUGUACACUAUCAGAAGCUACUGCGCGUGCAAGAGUAAACUCUGCAAAUUUUCAAGAAAAGAAGAGUAACAAAAAAAAAUAUGGACGUCACAGAGACAAGUAAACCUCGGUUUGGAAACUUAGCCUAGAUGGAAGAAGCAUUGUUCUAUCGUGUUUUAACGUUCAACGUUUCUCAUCAUUCAACGUUCCUUUAAAAAACGGGAAAAGGAAAAUUGAAAAGAAGAAUCCUCAUCACAUCUUAAAUUCUACGAUUCUUUUCUCUUAUUUUCCUAUUUUUUUUUUUUUUUUCUUUCAGCGAUCACAUUAUUGAUAAAACGAAUUCUAUUAAAUCUAAAUAUUUAGAUUAG
Molecule: messenger RNA, 1797 nt
Organism: Heterotrigona itama
Lineage: Eukaryota; Metazoa; Arthropoda; Insecta; Hymenoptera; Apidae
Source: the annotation of a GenBank genome assembly